Molecule: messenger RNA, 1293 nt
Organism: Recurvomyces mirabilis
Lineage: Eukaryota; Fungi; Ascomycota; Dothideomycetes; Mycosphaerellales; Teratosphaeriaceae
Exons: 1
Coding region: 1-1293 (430 amino acids)
Source: RefSeq, a predicted model, not a curated record
AUGGCUAGUGAUCUCAAAGUCCUCUAUGGUGCUCAUGACGACACCACGUUAUCACUAGCCUUAAUGGAGUGGCAAUUAGGUCAAGCUCACAGAAUGGCCACUGAUCCGAGAGACUUGAUCUAUUGUCUCUUCGGCAUGGCCAAGGCUAUCCUCCCAGAAGCCGAGAUCCCUCUUGUGCCAGCGUACAAUAUGGCUGUCGAAGAUGUGUUUACGGGGUUUACUGCAAUAUUGCUAGACUGGCUGCCCUACCGUACUGUACUGUCACUCGUGGCCGACAAGCCGCAUCACGACAGCUACGUCCAGAGACUUCCUAGCUGGGUGCCAGACUUUUCGACGGUCAGCGAGGUAAGUACAACAAUACAAAGGACUUUGAUGAAGAAUACUCAAGAUUUACCUGACCUACUUCCUGGUUACGAUGAGCCGGAAUCCUCGUGGCUGAGUAUCAAUCGUGGAAAGCUCAUGCUUCUGGCGCGGCCAGUAGGUGACCUUGAUCACAUGUUCCAACUCGGCUGGUAUAAUUCUGCAGGUCCGCGGAGUACAUCUAGUCGGUAUUUGCAAGACAUAGCAGGAAUGACGGCAGUAUUGCAAGGGUGCCAGGGAUUGAUUGCCCAAAGAAAAUGGGAGUGUUUGGUGCCAUUCUUACGCAUAUUGUGCUUCAACGUACCAACGAUCGUAAGCGAUCCAGUCUUCAUCACACUCUGGCGGAAACUGCUGUCGAUCGUAAGACUCGAGCCACGAAGAAUGUCGACAAAAUGGUCUCUCCCUAGAGAAGUGACCGACGCCGCCGACGACUUGGCGGGUAUGUUCGAGGAACUGAAAGGAGUAUCUUUCGUGCCAACUCCUACUCAAGUAGAAGCAGAAGAGAAGACUCUCGACAUAUUGAUCUCAAUGGUUGAUGUCGUUGACACAGAGGUCGCUCUCCAAUGUCAAAAGCAGCUCAAGGCACUGUGGCCAGAGCACUUUACCACCGAGGACAUUAUUGCUCACAGUAGUGAAGAUGCUGGGGAGCAUGAGGAAACCAGGUAUGUGGAAGAAUUGUUCGAGCGGGAAUUUGAAGCAUUCCGAGCGCUCUACACUCAAGGUGUAGAUCCACGUGAUCGCGCGAACGAUACGUUCUUUACCACAGCGAGGGGCAUUGUCGGUCGUGCCAUCGGCAGGCUCCUCCCUGGAGACCAGUUGUGGCUGAUUUUUCGAGCUAAGGUGCCGUAUGUGCUUCGGCCAACCAGCGAUGGGCAGUAUAUACUGGUUGGAGAAGCACUUGUACAUGAUACACGGAAUGGAGGGCCACUCUAA